This is a messenger RNA of Salvelinus namaycush (lake trout), 2564 nucleotides long. RefSeq lists its product as uncharacterized. NCBI's taxonomy places the organism in Eukaryota, Metazoa, Chordata, Actinopteri, Salmoniformes, Salmonidae. The transcript has 15 exons. The record is from RefSeq and is a predicted model, not a curated record. Gene Ontology annotation, biological process: mitochondrial fusion. Bases 1107 to 2564 code for a protein of 485 amino acids.
GAAUGAGUAGGUGUUCUAAAACUUUUGACCGGUAGUGUAGAGCCUUCAGUGCUUUUUUCCGUGGGCUGUGGCCCCCCUUGUCUGAAUUUGGUCAAUAUGUCCUCCAAAAGACUUUAUAGCCCACUGUGGCAAAGACUAGACUUUCAGGAGUUAAACAACACAAUCUUUUAAAAAAUCACCUUGUUUGUCUCAUUCUUCCAACAUAGCUAGUGACUUUAUAAAACACAAUAUUUGGUAUUUGUAUUUUAUAUUAUACCAACUAUAUAGGAAAGCAUCUGGUGGCAAAAUAGCCAAAAUAUAUAGGGUGUACACCCAUAAAAUUCUUAAUUCAUUCAAGGUUUACAAAUAUGCCCAAUCAAUAGAACAUUAUGUCAGAAAACAAUAGUCGAAACCAAAUGUCUCUACCAUAUAUGGUUGAAAAGUUGCCGACGAUUUACUCUGAGAAUUGAACCUCACAACACCAAAUAUGGAACACUUACAACCAAGUGCGGUGCAGUCUAAACUAGCAAUGGUCACAGCAAAUGAUCGUUAUUAUUUCAUCAACACUGUCAAGUACAAGUAUAUUAAUGUUAUAGUAUUGUAGAGAACAAGCUAAUGUUUAAUUCUAUGUAAUUUCUAAUGACAUCAGGGCAAGAACACGACUUUUGGACAUGAAUUUCGUAGCUCUCUCUUGAAUUGAGCCUUUUUCUCUCUACAUUGUAAGUGAAUAUAUAAAAAGAACAUAUGUGAUUAAUCAGAAGCUUUUAUCCAAAGCGACUUACAAUAAAAGCUGCUGUCGUUUAUGUAUGGGUGGUGAUGGGAAUCGAACCCACUGCCCUGGCGUUGCAAGCGUCAUGCUCUAUCAACUGAGCUACGAAGGAGCACAACGUAAUGACAAUGAUGACAAGCAAUUUUAACGGAUUCUAAAGGGAAUCAUAGAAUUCCAAACUCUUUUCUAUGGCGACACAGUUGGCAAUUUUGUAAACAAUAAUUUUCGAACGUGUGUUGCCAAGAGACAUCUAACCGACGUUCUAUGGAACGUUUUCUGUGCGAAAACAACUUCAGUUUGCUGCUGACAACAAACUUGAUUGGUUUUUGACACCUGAGAUAGAACAAUCUACUGGAAAAUGCCUGGGUGCUUUUCAAGACUGGCGGAGAGAGUGCGUGGACGUCGGCGGCCUACUGCGUCGACAGGUUGUUCAAAUUCAUUUGUGGCUUGUUUUUCUUGUCCUUUUCUGUUUUGCAGGGUUCGUGAUCGUCGACAGGUGGACAGCGACAGCAAAGAGGAAACAACUGUCCUGGAUGAGGUCCAGUUGGAUGUGCCAUUGGAUGAUUUGCCAGAUGUUCCACAGCUGCCAGUCCUCCUUGAUGUCCAAAAUGCUGCUAUCAUCCUUGAGGAUGUGCCAGAUGUGCAGACUAUCCUUGAGGAGGCCACUGGCAAAUGGCAGUUGAUUCCGAUUAGGUUCAGCCCCCUGUACUGUGGGCCUGUUGUGAUCAGGAACAAUGCCGGUCCGGUGGUUAAAGCGUGGAGAACUUUCCAGUUCAUCAGCCCCAUCAUCACCUACAUGCGUGGGGGAUCCCAGCAGGUGAUGCUGAGGAUGCACCACGUGAGUAGGGUGAGAGGCCUGGAGACUCAACUGGUGUGGGCCAUCUCCAAGGAGACAGCCAGGCUUAGUCCAGAGGGCAUCCCCUACUGUGCCACCAAAGUGCAGUCCAUCACUUGGAUCCAGCGUGUGGCUGGCAGGGUGACCCACUAUGCGUCUCACCUCCGCCACGAGACGUCUGUGGACGUGACGCUUGGCUGCUACCAGCAGACUGAUGUCUCAGUGGUGUACGCCACUCUCCACAUGGGGCUGGAUGGGCUUCUCUCCUCUUCAGCGUGGUCGGAGGCUGCCUCCUUCUCUACGCCCACCACUCAGCAGUUCUCUGACCCAGAGCCUGAGGGCCACAACUGCUAUGAGGGCUGGGAGGAGGACCUGCUGCCUGAGGAGAGGGAGGUUCCUCUGCUAAACCUCUACCUUACCACCAAGAGAGUGGAGGACAUCGCCCUGAGGCUCGUCUCCCUGCGCCAGGCCUUCACUACCCUGCUUGGUUCCACCCUGAGCAGGAACCAUCUGUUUGUGGCGGGAAAGGUCCUCCUGGGCGCACUGGUUCAGGCCAACCACAUGGACGAGGCCAAGUUCCUCCGUACCUAUAAGGACUUUGUGGACUACCUGAGUGACCCCUCCAAGCGGAAUGACAUUGAGAGGGAGCUGGCUGAGGCAAAGAUCCAUCAUGUGAACAUGAUAGAUGUCCUCUUUGAGCUGGUGCUGUUUGGGUUAAUGACAGCUCAGAAGUCCCUGAUGGUGCACCCUGGUGGGUUCGUGGAGCGUCUGUACGCUCUCCUGUACUCCUUCCUGCCCACUGCUGCCAAUAUGGAGCCAGAGGCUGACAGAUACCUGCUGCUGCUCAAUGAUUCUUGUGACACUUUGCCACCCAACAGGGAUCUAGACACCAAUGCACUACAUUACUUUGCACUGAAUUUUACAUUUUUAAAUAAAACAAGUUGGCGCGUGGGGGGCGACAGGGGGCCUGGCUGGCCCUGA